AGUCAAGGGAACCUCCUGCCAUAUAAAUAGGGCUGGUUGGUCUUUAUUAUUCUAGCAUCACGGCAGCAGGUUCCUGCUAAGUUUGGUGUUUAUAUCACAACUGUAUGCCUGCUUGAAGUAGUUAAACCAGGGCACUGCAGCACAAGGAGUCUGCAUGUCGGUUUAGACAUGCUCAGCUUUGUGGAUACCCGGAUUCUGUUGCUGCUUGCAGUGACUUCGUACCUAGCAUCAUGUCAAUCGGGCCCCAGGGGACCAAAAGGACCCAGAGGUGAGAGGGGUCCUAAAGGACCAGAUGGAAAACCCGGCAGACCUGGACUUACUGGGCCUCCCGGCCCCCCUGGCCCCCCUGGUCUUGGUGGAAACUUUGCUGCUCAAUUUGAUGGCGCUAAAGGACUUGACCCUGGCCCUGGCCCUAUGGGUUUGAUGGGACCUAGAGGCCCAUCUGGACCUCCCGGUGCCCCUGGACCUCAAGGAUUCCAAGGACAUGCUGGUGAGCCUGGAGAGCCCGGACAGGCUGGAGCUGUUGGGUCUCGUGGACCUCCUGGACCUUCUGGCAAAAAUGGUGAAGAUGGUAACAAUGGCAGACCUGGAAAACCUGGAGACAGAGGAGGCCCUGGAGCACAGGGUGCCCGUGGUUUCCCCGGAACUCCUGGACUUCCUGGCAUGAAGGGACACAGAGGUUACACCGGUCUUGAUGGACGCAAAGGAGAGCCUGGUGCCGCUGGUUUUAAGGGUGAGAAUGGUGCUGCUGGAUCAAAUGGAACCCCCGGACAGAGAGGUGGUCGUGGUCUUCCUGGUGAGAGAGGUCGUGUUGGCCCUUCUGGCCCAGCUGGUGCUCGCGGUGCUGAUGGCAACACUGGUCCUGCUGGCCCUGCUGGUCCUUUGGGAGCAGCUGGUCCUCCCGGUUUCCCUGGUGCUCCUGGACCUAAGGGAGAAAUUGGAUCCGUUGGUCCCACUGGCCCAUCUGGACCUCAGGGACAAAGAGGAGAGCCAGGCCAGAACGGUGCUGUGGGCCCAGUCGGACCCCCUGGUAACCCUGGUGCUAAUGGUAUCAACGGUGCUAAGGGAGCAGCUGGCACCCCUGGUGUUGCUGGUGCCCCUGGUUUCCCUGGCCCUAGAGGUGGCCCUGGCCCCCAGGGACCUUCUGGAGCCUCUGGUCCAAGAGGUCUUGCUGGUGACCCUGGACCCGUUGGAGUGAAGGGAGAUGCUGGUGUCAAGGGUGAGCCUGGUAGUGCUGGUCCUCAGGGACCCAGUGGUCCUUUUGGUGAAGAGGGCAAGAGAGGCUCAACUGGUGAGCAGGGAGCAACUGGACCCGCUGGACUGCGUGGACCUAGAGGAGCUGCUGGUACUCGUGGUCUGCCUGGUCUGGCUGGCAGAUCGGGCCCAAUGGGCAUGCCUGGUGCCCGUGGUGCUACUGGUUCCUCUGGAGCCCGUGGACCUCCUGGAGAUGCCGGUCGUGCUGGUGAGCCUGGUCUUGUUGGAGCUAGAGGUCUCCCUGGUAGCCCCGGCAGUUCUGGACCCCCUGGAAAGGAAGGGCCUUCUGGUCUUGCUGGUCAAGAUGGCCGCACUGGCCCCCCUGGCCCAACUGGACCCAGAGGCCAGCCCGGUAAUAUUGGAUUCCCCGGUCCCAAGGGACCUUCUGGCGAGUCUGGCAAGCCUGGUGAGAAGGGACCUACUGGCCCCAGUGGACUGAGAGGUCUUCCUGGUCCAGAUGGUAACAAUGGCCCUUCUGGUCCCGUCGGACUUGCUGGUGCUCCAGGUGAGAAGGGAGAGCAGGGAGCAUCUGGUGCUCCUGGUUUCCAGGGUCUUCCUGGCCCCGCUGGACCUGUUGGUGAGGCCGGCAAGCCCGGAGAUAGAGGUAUCCCUGGAGAUCAAGGUGUAUCAGGACCUGCUGGUGUGAAGGGAGAGCGUGGUAACCCUGGACCCGCUGGUGCUGCUGGCGCUCAGGGACCCAUUGGUGCUCGUGGACCUGCUGGUACUCCUGGCCCUGAUGGAAACAAGGGAGAGCCUGGUGCAGUUGGAGCUGCUGGUGCCCCUGGACACCAGGGAGCUGGUGGUAUGCCCGGUGAGCGUGGUGGCGCUGGAACUCCUGGACCUAAAGGAGAGAAGGGUGAGCAAGGAUACAGAGGCCUGGAGGGCAAUGUUGGAAGAGAUGGUGCCCGUGGUGCUCCUGGACCCAGUGGACCCCCUGGACCCGCUGGUGCUAAUGGUGACAAGGGUGAGACUGGCUCUUUCGGCCCUGCUGGACUUGCUGGUCCUCGUGGUGCUCCUGGCGAACGUGGUGAGUCUGGCCCUGCUGGACCUUCUGGAUUUGCUGGACCCCCUGGUGCUGAUGGCCAGACUGGACCAAGAGGUGAGAAAGGACCUGCUGGUGGAAAGGGUGAUGUUGGACCCCACGGCCCUGCUGGUCCUGCUGGCAAUACUGGACCCCUCGGUCCUACUGGUCCUGCUGGCCCACCUGGUGCCCGUGGUGACUCCGGUCCAUCUGGUCUGACUGGUUUCCCUGGUGCUGCUGGCAGAGUUGGACCUCCUGGUCCUGCUGGUAUUGUUGGACCUGCUGGUCCCACUGGUGCUCCUGGAAAGGAUGGCCCACGUGGUUCUCGUGGUGAUGUUGGCCCUGCUGGUCCCCCAGGAGAGAAUGGACUGAUUGGACCAUCUGGUCUGGCUGGAGAGAAGGGAUCUCCUGGAGAGGCUGGCGUACCUGGAGCACCUGGACCUGCUGGGCCUCAGGGUCAGCUGGGAUCUCUGGGAUUCAAUGGUCUUCCUGGCUCCAGAGGUGACCGUGGUCUUCCUGGUGGCCCCGGUGCUGUUGGUGAGUCUGGAAGAGUUGGCCCUGCUGGUGCCCCUGGUCCCCGUGGGCCCCUUGGCAACAUUGGCAUGCCUGGUAUGACUGGUCCUCAGGGAGAGGCUGGACGUGAGGGAAGCUCUGGUAAUGAUGGACCUCCUGGACGUCCUGGUGCUUCUGGCCUUAAGGGAGACCGUGGUGAGCCUGGUUCCCCUGGACCCGCUGGAUCUGUCGGUGCUCCUGGACCCAAUGGACCAUCAGGCGCUGCUGGCAGACCCGGAAACCGUGGUGAAUCUGGACCUUCUGGAUCUGCUGGCCCUGUUGGAUCUGCUGGAGCAAGAGGUGCACCUGGCCCUUCUGGACCUCGUGGUGAGAAAGGUGUUGCUGGAGACAAAGGAGAAAGGGGCAUGAAGGGACUUCGUGGACAUCCUGGUCUGCAGGGAAUGCCUGGAACCAAUGGUCCUUCUGGUGACAGCGGCCCUGCUGGUGUGGCUGGUCCUGCUGGUCCAAGAGGCCCAGCUGGUCCUAAUGGCCCCCCUGGUAAGGACGGCUCAAAUGGCAUGCCUGGUGCUAUUGGACCCUCUGGACACCGUGGUCCUCCUGGGCAUGUUGGACCUUCUGGUCCUCCUGGAUCUCCUGGUCUUCCCGGACCCCCUGGUGCAGCUGGUGGUGGAUAUGACACAUCUGGAGGCUAUGAUGAGUACAGAGCUGACCAGGCCUCUCUCAGGGCUAAGGAUUAUGAGGUGGAUGCCACCAUCAAGUCCUUGAACACUCAGAUUGAGAAUCUGCUUUCCCCUGAGGGCUCAAAGAAGAACCCUGCCCGUACUUGCCGUGACAUCAGGCUCAGCCACCCUGAAUGGAGCAGUGGUUUCUACUGGAUCGACCCCAACCAGGGCUGCACCGUGGAUGCCAUCAAGGCCUACUGCGACUUCUCUACUGGCCAGACCUGCAUCCACCCCCAGCCAGAGAGCAUUCCACGCAAAAACUGGUACAGAAGCUCCCAGGAGAAGAAACACAUUUGGUUCGGCGAGACCAUCAAUGGUGGUACUGAGUUCGGUUACAAUGAUGAGACCCUGAGCCCACAGUCCAUGGCUACUCAGCUGGCCUUCAUGCGUUUGCUGGCCAACCAGGCAGUCCAGAACAUCACCUACCACUGCAAGAACAGCAUCGCCUACAUGGAUGCCGAGAAUGGAAACCUGAAGAAGGCUGUGUUGCUGCAGGGCUCCAAUGAUGUGGAGCUCAGGGCGGAGGGCAACAGCCGCUUCACUUUCAGCGUCCUAGAAGAUGGCUGCAGUAGACACACUGGCCAGUGGAGCAAGACAGUCAUUGAAUACAGAACAAAUAAACCAUCUCGCCUUCCCAUCCUCGACAUUGCACCUUUGGACAUUGGUGGCGCAGAUCAAGAGUUUGGUUUGGACAUUGGCCCAGUCUGUUUCAAAUAAAUAGACUCAUGAUAAAUUAAACGAGAGAAAGAAAGAAAAAAGAAAAAUCUCUGCCCUUCUGUCUGUGUUUUUUAUACUGAAUGCUGAUUUUUUUUCUGCAAAUCCACUUGCUUAAGCUGGGCUCUAUCGGAGAGGACUAAUGGACUGAACGGAGCAUUGCGCAAUGCAAAUUAAUACAGCAGCCCAAAGAGACACGGGAUAACACCAUGUUAUGGGACAUGUCAUCAUUUUGUAAAAAUAAAAGAAGUGUAAUAAAAACAAUGAAAGUAUACAUCACUUUGUGGUCUUUGUAUAUCUUCCAAAGAGGAUGUUUAAAACCACAAUUUCCGUAAGGUUUAAACUACCUCAUGUGUAAAGGAAAAUAUUAAUCAACAUCCUAGUUGUCACUAGUUGGUACUAAGGCUUCAAGUUCUGUCCUGUUUCAAAGGUGCUCCAAUACUCGAAGCAGUGAUAUUAUAUGGUGCUAUACAUGCAGCUGUGGAGGAAACCACUGUUACUGUAUUACUUUGUAUUGUUUCUGAGGAAUAUUGCACAGGUCCCCCUGAUAACCCCAUUUUUAAGCAGGUGGAAUAUUCCUAAACCUGAUGUUUGUCUGGUUUUUACUUUUUGUUUUGUUUGUUUUUGUUUUCUCCGAGUUUUGUUCAGAUUUUUUUGUUUUGUUUUGUUCAGGCAUUACAUUCUUUUACGCCCCCAGUGUUAAUACUGACAGCACAGUUCGACCAUUUUAAAGGGUUGCAGAGGCCUCUCUCUCAAAACAAACCACAAAGUUUAUUGUACCUAUUUUGUAUAUGUGAGAUGUUUAAAUAAAUUGUGAAAAGUUCUGAAAAUAAAGCAUGUCCAAUGUUCCGAAACACAUUA
Molecule: messenger RNA, 5085 nt
Organism: Sinocyclocheilus anshuiensis
Lineage: Eukaryota; Metazoa; Chordata; Actinopteri; Cypriniformes; Cyprinidae
Product: collagen alpha-2(I) chain-like
Exons: 50
Coding region: 169-4227 (1352 amino acids)
Biological process (GO): extracellular matrix organization
Molecular function (GO): extracellular matrix structural constituent conferring tensile strength
Source: RefSeq, a predicted model, not a curated record